Molecule: messenger RNA, 1372 nt
Organism: Dovyalis caffra
Lineage: Eukaryota; Viridiplantae; Streptophyta; Magnoliopsida; Malpighiales; Salicaceae
Source: the annotation of a GenBank genome assembly
GAAGCUAAUAGGAGCAAGAUGCUUCAACAAAGGUUAUAUCGCAUAUGGAGGAGUCCUUAACUCUUCUGAUAAUUCUGCUCGUGACAAAGAUGCAAGUACCUUGGAUAGAGAGUUCCAAACUUUUGUGGAGUUACAUAACGGGAAGCGCCUCCAGGGCACAAGCGUUUCUGCACCUUUGCCUGAAAAUAAAUUCUAUCCCCUCAUUACUGGGGAACAAGCAAAGGCUGCCAAUGCAUCUGCCGCAGACGCCUUGUUGUGUAAGCCUGGAUCAUUGGAUCAUGAGAAAGCCAAAGGUAAAAUAUUGGUGUGUCUCAGGGGAGAAAUUGGAAGAAUUUAUAAGGGCUACCAAGCUGCUAUGGUUGGUGCAGCAGGAAUGAUCCUUUGCAAUGACAAGGCAAGUGGUAACGAAAUCAUAGCAGAUCCUCAUGUUCUCCCGGCAUCAGAAAUCACUUAUACAGAUGGUCUUGCUGUAUUUGCCUACACUAAUUCCACUGACCAUCCUCUGGGAUAUAUUUCCGCUCCAACAGCGAAGUUGGGAACAAAACCUGCUCCAGUCGUGGCUGCGUUCUCCUCCAGGGGGCCAAAUGCUGUCACACCAGAGAUAUUGAAGCCUGAUAUAACUGCACCUGGAGUGAAUAUUAUAGCAGCCAUUAGUGAAGCAGUCAGCCCUACUAACUUGGACUUUGAUAAGCGCAAGUCUCCUUUCAUCACCGACUCUGGCACAUCUAUGUCUUGUCCACAUGUUGCAGGAGUUGUUGGGCUUCUUAGAACUCUCCAUCCUGAUUGGAGUCCAGCUGCAAUUAGAUCUGCAAUCAUGACAACCGCAAGAACGAGAGCCAACACCAUGAUGCCGAUCAUUGAUGGGAGAGAUGGUAUGAAGGCAACACCAUUUAGUUAUGGUGCUGGACAUAUCAGACCAAACCGUGCUCAGGAUCCAGGCUUGGUCUAUGACUUGAGCAUCAGUGAUUACUUGGACUUCCUUUGCGCUAGCGGAUACAACUCUACCAUGAUAGAACCUUUCGCUGACGGUCCCUAUAGAUGUCCUGAGUCGGCUAGUAUUUUCAAUUUCAACAAUCCUUCAAUAACUAUAAAGCUGGUACGUAACUCGAUGAGUGUGAUCAGAAAAUUGAAGAAUGUAGGUUUACCAAGAACAUAUGCAGCACACGUUAAAAAACCAUAUGGGAUUUCGGUCUCCGUUGAGCCCAAUAUCUUGACAUUCGAGAAUACAGGCGACGAGAAGAGCUUUAAGGUUACUUUUGAAGCUAAAGGGGAUGGUGCAACUAAAGAAUAUGAAUUUGGAUCGCUAUUAUGGACGGAUGGUAGGCAUCAUGUUAGGAGUCCUAUUGUUGUUGCUUUUGGUGACAAUAACUAG